This is a messenger RNA of Loxodonta africana (African savanna elephant), 4373 nucleotides long. It is a transcript of the gene ANO4, whose product is annotated as anoctamin 4. Lineage: Eukaryota; Metazoa; Chordata; Mammalia; Proboscidea; Elephantidae. Gene Ontology annotation, cellular component: plasma membrane. Gene Ontology annotation, biological process: chloride transmembrane transport. The transcript has 29 exons. The record is from RefSeq and is a predicted model, not a curated record. Gene Ontology annotation, molecular function: intracellularly calcium-gated chloride channel activity; protein dimerization activity. The coding region runs from base 80 to 3487 and encodes 1135 amino acids.
GACAUGUGCAAACGAUUUGUACUACCCAGGGACCUCUCAGACAGAGAGAGCUGGUUUAUUUACCUCCAGUCAUAUACUCAUGUUGUGGUCCAUGGUGCCCACCAAGCUAUACUUAACCUUCUCCCCUUUUGCUUUCUCAACAGACAAAGAUGUGAGCAGUGGGAAAUAUAACCUUUCCUCUGCAACCACUAGCAGCUACUACAGUUGUGUCAGCCAGAUCACCAUAGGUUAUGACAUUGCUGGGCCUGUUGCAAUAGGGCUCACCCACUGGAAAAAUCCAUAUGCACAAGGAAGACCCACCCUUCCAUCAGAUCUGCCUCUCUUCAUCUCCAAAGAUGUAGGCAUCCCCGUGUAUCACCGGUCCUUCACCUGGAAGACUGACCUGGCGGCUACACCUUUGUCUUGCCCAGCCUCGCUGUCCAUCACUCCAGUGCCUUCUUACAGCAGCAGCAGCCAGGAAACCCUGAGUCAAGACACAACAGGUUUAAGUUUAUCUAUUCAUGGGGCUGAAAAGCGUUUGCAAAUCCAUCAACGGCGAAGUGUGGGAAGCCGCCCAGGGUCACGCCGCCUCCCCGUGGUCAGGCAUUCCUCACUUCCACCAGGCAGAAGGUCAAUAAAAAUGGAGGCAAGCUCUUCUGGAAUCACUAGUGGGAAAACCAAAAUCUUCCACCCAGAAGGAGGUGUGGAUUUGCAAGGCUACCAGCUGGAUAUGCAAAUACUACCUGACGGCCCAAAGAGUGAUGUGGACUUUUCAGAGAUUCUUAAUGCAAUACAAGAAAUGGCCAAGGAUGUCAAUAUUCUUUUUGAUGAAUUGGAAGCUGUCAACAGCCCUUGCAAAGAUGAUGAUUCUCUCCUGCACCCUGGGAACCUGACCAGUACUUCAGAUGAUGCCAGCAGAUUGGAGGCAGGGGGAGAGACAGGACCGGAAAGAAACAAGUCAAAUGGACUGUAUUUUAGAGAUGGAAAGUGUCGAAUUGACUACAUUCUUGUGUACAGAAAAUCCAACCCCCAGACUGAAAAGAGAGAAAUAUUUGAAAGAAAUAUCAGAGCAGAAGGAUUACAAAUGGAGAAAGAGUCCUCUCUAAUAAAUAGUGACAUUAUCUUUGUGAAGUUACAUGCCCCAUGGGAAGUCCUGGGAAGAUAUGCAGAACAAAUGAAUGUAAGAAUGCCUUUCAGGAGAAAAAUCUAUUACCUGCCCCACCGGUACAAGUUCAUGAGCAGGAUCGAUAAACAAAUAAGCAGGUUUCGGAGAUGGUUACCUAAGAAGCCAAUGAGGCUGGACAAGGAGACACUGCCAGACCUGGAGGAGAAUGACUGCUACACUGCCCCUUUCAGCCAGCAAAGGAUCCAUCACUUCAUCAUACACAACAAAGACACUUUCUUCAACAAUGCCACAAGAAGUAGAAUUGUGCACCAUAUUUUACAAAGAAUAAAGUAUGAAGAAGGAAAAAACAAAAUUGGUCUGAAUCGUUUGCUUACCAACGGCUCCUAUGAAGCUGCGUUUCCCCUGCACGAGGGAAGCUACAGAAGUAAAAACUCUAUUAGAACCCAUGGAGCAGAAAACCACCGACAUCUGCUAUAUGAGUGCUGGGCCUCCUGGGGUGUGUGGUAUAAAUACCAGCCUUUGGAUCUUGUAAGGCGGUACUUUGGAGAGAAGAUUGGGUUGUAUUUUGCCUGGUUGGGCUGGUACACCGGUAUGCUCUUCCCAGCGGCCUUCAUUGGACUAUUUGUCUUUUUGUAUGGAGUCACCACUCUAGAUCACUGCCAAGUCAGUAAAGAAGUCUGCCAAGCUACAGAUAUCAUCAUGUGUCCUGUGUGUGAUAAAUACUGUCCAUUCAUGAGGCUGUCAGACAGCUGCGUUUAUGCCAAGGUAACCCACCUUUUUGACAACGGAGCCACUGUCUUCUUUGCUGUUUUCAUGGCUGUGUGGGCAACGGUUUUCCUAGAGUUUUGGAAAAGGCGGAGAGCAGUAAUUGCUUACGACUGGGAUUUGAUAGACUGGGAAGAAGAGGAGGAAGAAAUACGGCCACAGUUUGAAGCCAAGUAUUCCAAGAAAGAGCGGAUGAAUCCCAUCUCGGGAAAGCCAGAACCUUAUCAAGCAUUUGCAGAUAAAUGCAGCAGACUCAUCGUUUCGGCAUCUGGAAUAUUUUUUAUGAUCUGCGUGGUGAUCGCUGCCGUGUUUGGGAUCGUCAUCUACCGGGUGGUGACUGUCAGCACUUUCGCUGCCUUUAAGUGGGCGUUAAUCAGGAAUAACUCUCAGGUUGCAACCACAGGGACUGCUGUGUGCAUCAACUUUUGUAUCAUUAUGUUGCUGAACGUGCUCUAUGAAAAAGUUGCACUUCUUCUGACAAAUUUAGAACAGCCUCGCACAGAACCUGAGUGGGAGAACAGCUUCACCCUGAAAAUGUUUCUUUUUCAGUUUGUCAAUCUGAACAGCUCCACAUUUUACAUCGCAUUCUUCCUUGGAAGAUUUACAGGACACCCAGGUGCCUACUUGAGGCUGAUAAACAGGUGGAGGCUAGAAGAGUGCCACCCUAGUGGAUGCCUUAUUGAUCUCUGUAUGCAAAUGGGUAUUAUAAUGGUGCUAAAGCAGACCUGGAAUAAUUUCAUGGAACUUGGCUACCCGCUAAUUCAGAAUUGGUGGACUAGAAGGAAAGUGCGACAAGAACACGGCCCGGAAAGGAAAAUAAGUUUCCCACAAUGGGAAAAGGACUACAACCUUCAGCCGAUGAAUGCCUACGGACUCUUCGAUGAAUACUUAGAAAUGAUUCUUCAGUUUGGAUUCACAACUAUCUUCGUGGCAGCUUUUCCCCUAGCACCACUUCUGGCCUUACUGAAUAACAUAAUUGAAAUUCGACUUGAUGCUUACAAAUUUGUCACACAGUGGAGGCGACCUUUAGCUUCAAGGGCCAAAGAUAUAGGAAUUUGGUAUGGAAUUCUUGAAGGCAUUGGAAUCCUCUCUGUUAUUACAAACGCAUUUGUCAUAGCGAUAACAUCUGACUUUAUCCCUCGCCUGGUGUAUGCUUAUAAGUAUGGACCUUGUGCAGGCCAAGGAGAAGCCGGGCAAAAGUGUAUGGUUGGCUACGUGAAUGCCAGCUUGUCUGUGUUUCGAAUUUCUGACUUUGAAAACCGAUCUGAGCCUGAGUCUGACGGCAGCGAGUUCUCGGGGACUCCUCUCAAGUACUGCAGAUACCGGGACUACCGAGACCCUCCUCACUCACUGGUGCCCUAUGGCUAUACACUGCAGUUCUGGCACGUCCUAGCAGCUCGAUUGGCUUUUAUCAUUGUGUUUGAGCACCUCGUGUUUUGUAUAAAGCACCUCAUUUCAUAUCUGAUCCCAGACCUCCCAAAAGAUCUAAGGGAUCGAAUGAGAAGAGAGAAGUACUUGAUUCAGGAGAUGAUGUAUGAAGCUGAACUGGAGCGUCUCCAGAAGGAACGAAAAGAACGGAAGAAAAAUGGAAAAGCACACCACAACGAGUGGCCAUGACCAGGUAAUAGGUCAUUUCCUGGCCAAGGACCUGAAUUCUGUUUAAUUCCCCAGGCUGUGCAAAAGCACAUUCAAGUGAAUGACUAAACAUGCAACUGCAGUGCAUGUCGCAGACCUCGGCAGCGGCGGGAGGGCCAGCACCCCGGAGAGGACUGCCCGGGGAAUCACGCUGCGGUCCAGCACACAAUUGCUAUCUAUCCGUAGACCGUUCUUGACCAAGCACGCAUGCACAUCAUGGGCAGUUCCAUACUCCAGUUUUUAAAACCAAGGGGAACUUGUAUACUGGGCCUGUUUUUCAGCCUGUUUGCUACCUUUUUUGCAUUCUGUCCCAUGUGAAUUUUACAGACACUGGGCUAAAAAGAGUAUUCGGACAUUGGGACACACAUUUCUAGAAUGUCAUCAUAUGGUCCUAAUUCCAUUUCACCAAACGACACAAACAAGACCCUGUUUACAACUUUUUCUUUCUUUUGUUUUUAAUUUCAGAUCUUUCUGAGGAGAUUAUUAUAUAUGUUGUAUCUAUAGCUAUGUGUAUGGCCAUAGAUGUAUUUUUGUGUGUACAUAUGUAUAGCCAUGUAUUCUUACAUAUGUACAGACAAAUAUAGAGAUAUAUGAAGUAAAUACAGAUUCCUUACUUGUAAAUAGCCUAAAGGUACUGACAUGAAUGAUGGAUUUUCACAUCUAGUCAUCAACAUGAAGCCAUGUUUAAUGCUUGUAUAAUGUGAUGCAAUAAAAUUUAAAAUAAAUUUAUGCACAUGGAAUAUUUUCAGCUGGGUCUUCUGAAAUUCUGUUGUAUUUUUCUUCACAAAGAAUACAAAGAAUCAUAGCAGAAUGGGAUUUUCCAUGAAAGUUCUAUCACACCCACAACAUUCCUGAGAAAUCACUUGAC